Molecule: messenger RNA, 207 nt
Organism: Didymodactylos carnosus
Lineage: Eukaryota; Metazoa; Rotifera; Eurotatoria; Philodinida; Philodinidae
Source: the annotation of a GenBank genome assembly
AUGGAACAAAAUCCAUCAUGUAAACAUCAAUCAAUGUUACCAGAUCAAAUCCCGCACAUUCGUGAAGAGUUAGAUAAAGCAAAACCUCGUAUAAUACGACAACAAAUGAAUUUACUCUAUAGUGAAAUGCAAAAGAUGUAUGACAGACAUUGUGAAUCGAAUAAGACUGAUAUAAUUCCAGUUCUUAAACUUGUAAAUAUAAGUUAA